AUGAACUUGUUUCUGACGUAUCGUGGUAGUGGUAGUAGUGGUGGUGUGAUGAUGUUUAUUCUUGUGCGUGGGGUUCGUCUGACGGCGCAGUCUCUUGCCUCUAUGCGACUGACCGGAGUUCUCUCGCCGCUGCUGCUUGGCGAUGCGAUUGCGGGGCACGUGGCGCUCUGCGGCCGGGCGCAGAUGGAGGCGCUUCUCUUCGUGUCGGCCCGCCUCGCGGUGCACUCGCCGCGGUGUCUGGCGCUGCUGCUCGAGCGGGCGGCGGGCGGCGGGGGGGCGGCCGCGUGGAUUGCCCGCCAGCCGCUCGGGCGCCAAGUGAUGGCCGUCGGACUCUGCGGGACCGCCGCCCCCGCCGCCGCCACCGCCGCGGUGCAGCUCUCCGUCUACGCCGCCGCCCUCGCCGCCCGCGUUGCCGCCCGCCCCGCCGCCGCCGCCCUCGCGACCCGGCAGUUCUGCCACGAUGCGACGACUGUCGUGGCCGCCGGCGGGGCGUCGAUCGUCGCGGGUGGCUGCGGCGCCGUCAUUGGCGGACUGCUGCUGCCGGGCGUCGGCACAGUGCUCGGGUCCCUCGUCGGCUCCAUCGGCGGCGGGUAUCUGCCGUAUCUCCUCCGCAGCAGCGGGCCCUGCGUGGAGUGGGAGCAGAACCACAUCCUCAUGCGGGAGGAGGAGGACGAACACGGCUGCCGAAGGGUCCUCGCCAUCGCCGAGGAAGAAGGCGACUGGCUCAUCAUCGCAGACACCAACGUCGACUCGGAGUUCAUAUUCUGUGAUAUAACAGCAGCAGACACCAGCAAUAGCAACGUCCAUUUCUGCGUAGAGGAACCACUUGUGGGAAACGCAAGCACCACCAGCAGACAGAGUAGUAUCUGUUGGUGGGAUUGUGAUGAAAAUUACAGUGUAGAGAAAGAACGAUAUAUGGACGCAGCAGAAUAUUCUUGGAUGCUGACCAGUGAAGCGGACGCCAUUUCACAUCUAAAUACGGUAGAGGGAAAAGUAUAG
Molecule: messenger RNA, 999 nt
Organism: Trypanosoma theileri
Lineage: Eukaryota; Euglenozoa; Kinetoplastea; Trypanosomatida; Trypanosomatidae
Exons: 1
Coding region: 1-999 (332 amino acids)
Source: RefSeq, a predicted model, not a curated record